Messenger RNA from Lagopus muta (rock ptarmigan), 945 nucleotides. RefSeq lists its product as uncharacterized. Bases 40 to 945 code for a protein of 301 amino acids. NCBI's taxonomy places the organism in Eukaryota, Metazoa, Chordata, Aves, Galliformes, Phasianidae. The transcript has 3 exons. The record is from RefSeq and is a predicted model, not a curated record.
GAUUCCCAGGGCACGGCCCCCUCCUCCGACCAGCAGGUGAUGUCUGCAGGAAUCACUUCCCUCCUCCCAUCACAGCAGCUCAGGGAGAAGACACCUGGCUUUUUUUCAUUUUUUUUUAUUGAACCCCCUGAGAAUGAGAUGCAGGUGCUGGAGUAUCAAAAAGCCCCCAGAAUUCAAGCCCACCCACUCAUCAACCUCCCCUCCCCCCCCCUCCAUUCUCCCCAGAAGAGCCGCAUGGGAAGCAGCAGGGCCAUUCUGCUCACUCACCACGCACACACAGGUCCAUCCCUGUUUCCAACGCCAGCGAACGGCUGCGGUGCCUCCGGCCGGUGCUGCUGCGGGACACGGGGGCGGGGGAAGCGGCUGCGGGACCGCAGUGCAGGCUGGACCGCGGCGAGCAGACAUCACUGCAGUGCCUCAUCCGCGCCGUCCCGCGGUGAUGGGCUGCGCCGGCGAAGCGCAAGCUCGGCAAUAAUGAAACGGCUAACGGCGGGCCGGCCGAGCUGCCUGCUGCUGUCUUUUCAUAGCGCCUGGAAGCUCAGGUGGGAAAGCAGCGAGACAAAGGCCCUGCUGCUUUGUCAUCACGAGGUUCAGCCUCGCUGUUUUGGCUGCGUUCACCCACCCCCUGCUGCUUGGCAGGGCAACAGAGACCAAGGGGUGACAGACAGACACCCCACAGCUCUGCAUCAGCCCAGGAAGCGGCCAAGCAGCACUAUGAUGCCGGAGCCCCCAGAGCCUCCACACCCUUCAGUUACCCAAGAGCAACAUCAGUGCAAAUCUGACCUGCAGGGAAAAGCAGCCUCAUGCUCUCACUGCUGCCUCCAUCACGCUGCUGCCACAGAACCAGCAAGAAACCAGAGAGCAAAACUCACACGAAUUAAAGCUGCUCGGUUAGUUUUGACCUGCGGCGGUUCCCAGGCGUGUUCAUGGCUCAGUGAAUGCUGA